This is a messenger RNA of Pogoniulus pusillus (Red-fronted tinkerbird), 1885 nucleotides long. Its product is annotated as tropomyosin-1, isoforms 33/34-like. Bases 1 to 1086 code for a protein of 361 amino acids. Lineage: Eukaryota; Metazoa; Chordata; Aves; Piciformes; Lybiidae. The record is from RefSeq and is a predicted model, not a curated record. The transcript has 3 exons.
AUGCCUACGUGUCAAGAGGAACUGGCACUCAUCUAUCAGCCGACAAACAGGCUGAACUUGGCAAUCCCAGUUACAAAAACGCCGGCGCCCCGCCGAGCGCCGCAGCAUCCCCCCUCCCGCCCUGCACUCGCUUCCGCAGGGCCCCGCCGCCGGGCGCCGAGCCCGCCUUCCCCGCCCGCCUGCCAUCCCCGCCCGCACUCUCCGCAGGUGGAGGGCUCCUGCCGUGGCCCCUGCCCUGCGCCCCGCCAGCACGACCGCGUCGGACCCGCCACCGCUCUGCCCCCCGCGCAGCCUGAGCGGCGCCGCGCCGUACCGUACCGUGCCGUGCCGUGCCGUGCCGUGCCGCGCCAGGCCGCCGGGUGCAAGGUCACGACGGCGGCCGUUCGCCAGGGACUGGCCGCAGCUGGAAAACCCCUACCUGGCAGCGCCGCUCCCCUCCGCGCCACUAUGGCGGGCCAUGCCGCGCCGGGCCAUGCCGUGGCCGGCGCCUCUCGGCACUUCCCACCUCCCGCCGCCGGCGGAGCUGCGACCGCUGUACCGCCUCCCGCCUCACCCCCUCCCUCGCUGCUUCCCAGCGCCCGGGGGGGACUCGCAGCCCCACUUACCCACGGCGCGGGGAGAAACAGCGGCCGCCAAGAACAAGCUUUCCGCGCCGCUCCUGCUGCUCCCGCCGCUGCUGCUGCUGCUGCCUCCGCGGCUGCAACAAAGGACUUCCGCCCCGCCGCGCCUGCUGCUGCCGCAGCGCCGGCUCCGCCGCGACCGCACGGAGCCGGACCCCUCCCCUCGGCGGCCGGCGGCUCCCGGCCCCGCCGCUGCCAGCGCUGCUGCGCCGCCGCCAAUGCCGGGGCCCGGCGGGCGGCUCCCUGCCGCGCUCCCCUCUCCUCCCAUGCCGCCGGGGAGGCGGCAGCAGCUCGGUCCGGCUGGCGCUGGCGGUGCCCCCUCCCCAUGUGCCGCAAGCCCGGCCCGCUCUGCUCCCGGGAGCCGCAGAGGCGAGUGGAAACCCACCACAUCCCGGUGCACGGAGUAGCACCCCACCGAACUGGGUGUCCUCUCAUUUUCCCUCAAACCAGCCGUGACCGAUGGUAACUGGGAUGGUUUGGUUGCCUGUGUGGAUAUCCAGUGUUUUGAGUUUUCACCCGCAGCCUUACGGCCUCCUGCCUCUGACUGUUUCGCUGCAAGCUGCGUGAGAAAGUACUUCCUUCUCACUGCAUUUUCAUGUAUUAGUAUCACCUCUUCCCUCUUGCAGUUUCAGGAUGAUGCAGGAUGCUGGGAGGAGAGGCUGGCAGCCAUGGGCUCAGAUUCUGCACACUUUCCCCCCAACACCCCCCAACCUUUCUAGAAUCUUUAGCAGGUCCUCUUCUCUUUCAGACUCUAGACCUCUCCUGCCUAAUAGCACCCAGCUCCUCUGCAACAGCCUCGGGGGAUUUUCGGAAGCUGUGAGCAACUCCUAUGACCUGCCACAAGGGUUCUGAGGAAACUGCAAGCAUCGGAAGUGUUUCAUCUGCGUAGCUGCUCACUGGGAGAGUCUCUAGAGAAGCCAUUGUAUUUAUGUUCGCCAUAACCAUCCAAGGAUCCCUCUUAGCUCCAGAGAAGCCAAGGGGGGAAAUUUAAUUGUAGCAAAGCUUAAAAACCUUAUUGCAACUUUGGAAAUAAAAAAAAGAAGAAGGAAAAAAAAAAAAGAAAGAAAGAAAAUGCCAUGAUGUAAAAAUGUACCAACAUCAAUCCCAGCAUCACUGACUUCCAAGAUUUUUCUGGAGCAUCCCUCCACUGUCAACAGGACAGAUCCAAUUAAGAGUCAUGGUUUCCAGAUGGGAUAGCAUCCUUUCACCUUGGAUCUGUCUGGGGAUUUUCUAACCUCUGUGUAAUAAAAGUGGAGCUUCCAAAA